This is a messenger RNA of Topomyia yanbarensis, 1387 nucleotides long. RefSeq lists its product as uncharacterized. The transcript is spliced from 4 exons. Gene Ontology annotation, molecular function: protein binding. The coding region runs from base 135 to 1151 and encodes 338 amino acids. The record is from RefSeq and is a predicted model, not a curated record. NCBI's taxonomy places the organism in Eukaryota, Metazoa, Arthropoda, Insecta, Diptera, Culicidae.
CUGGAACAGUUGUGCAGUUCUAACUGGACAUUUUUCGUCCAGUACGGUGGAAAAAACAAAAAUGAAAUAUUAGGAAACUACACUAAUAGAACAACAUUAAACGUCGGCAAUUCACCAGCAAGUGCCCGCGCAGUAUGGAGUACGUUUUCGAUGUGUUUUUCGAGGAAUCAUUCCUGGUGAUGGAGCGCAGUGGUCUGCAGUCACGCUGCAGCCGAAGGAACGUGAUUGACCAUUUGAAUUCGGUUAUUUCCGGUUGCAUUCAGGGCCGUGAGACGGCCAGCGUUCAGUUGGCGGUUGGUCUAGCCGUCAAAUCGGCGAUCGACUACCAUCGGAAGAUGAAAAGUGAUAAUUUUAAAAUUUGCAUGAUGGGUAAGUUCCACAAUGUGCUGUACAUUGCGGUGCGAGUUGCCUGGGAUUGGAGUUUGGAGGAUUCCGAGAUUAUUAAAUCUUUACUAGAGGAAAUUUAUAUGUGCGAGAAAACUUUCGAGCGUAUUUUCUUGGGGGCACUGUUCGGAUCGAAUGCGCCUCAUUUUAUAGCAGGGUGGAAGAGUGAUUUCAUAGAUCAGGACGAGAAUCUUCGUGCUUUGGUGUUCUUUUUACACCACGCCGGUAAAACACGGUUGAGCUUUCCGAGUUAUUCGUACGCGUAUCAUGACAUUAGGCAAACUAAAUUUAUUGACAUUCCAAUCGAAUCAUGUGGAAAAGCAGCACCGCUACGAGUGGCCGUACAAGCAUCAGCGCCGGAUAUUCUCAUGAUACUUUUACGUCACGGAGCUAACCCCGAUCCGGAUGACGGUGGAGCCUCUCCAAUCCUAAGCAUCCUCGAGAAACUAUCCGAUUACGAAAGCCGUGCCUACCCAUAUCAGCUCGUGUCCUGUCUGGGACUGUUGCUACGCUGUACCAUUAUGAUCGAGCUACCCUACAAACCACACCUGUUCCACGUACGCAAAGAAAUGUUCGAGAUCAAGUAUGCAGCGCUACUGGCUGAUCAAAUUAUUCCCCGUGAUCAGGUCUUCGGCGUACCUACACUGAAACGAAUUUGUCGCUGUCACGUACGAAAUCAGCUGAGGAAGAACUGCCAGCUGCCUCGCGGUGUCAAUAAGCUACCCGUUCCACGCAAAAUUAUGAAAUAUAUCGAUUUGCUUGACUGAUCUUCAGUCAAAGCACCAAGGAAAUGAUCCUAGAGGCCCCACUGUUACACUGAAUCCGCGCAAUUCUUCGUUUCGGUGCACUACAAUCAGCAUACCGUGCGCGAUUGUCAGUACCUACUAUGAUCGGGUGCCAUUCGUCACCACUUUGCGCUUCAGAUGCCUCUGACAGUUCUUUAGAAAACAGUGGGGUCUCCAGUGUACAUUUCCUUUAUGAUCAAGAGCUACUCACUUGUAAG